Molecule: messenger RNA, 1430 nt
Organism: Lacerta agilis (Sand lizard)
Lineage: Eukaryota; Metazoa; Chordata; Lepidosauria; Squamata; Lacertidae
Product: green-sensitive opsin
Exons: 5
Coding region: 54-1121 (355 amino acids)
Biological process (GO): phototransduction; G protein-coupled receptor signaling pathway; visual perception
Cellular component (GO): membrane; photoreceptor outer segment
Molecular function (GO): G protein-coupled receptor activity
Source: RefSeq, a predicted model, not a curated record
ACAAAAAAGACAACCGCAAAACCAAAAGAAGCAGUUGAUUAAAUAAGUGAAUCAUGAAUGGAACAGAAGGUAUCAAUUUUUAUGUGCCUCUUUCCAACAAGACAGGGCUGGUGCGGAGCCCCUUUGAAUACCCCCAGUAUUACCUAGCGGAGCCCUGGAAGUACAAAAUGGUGUGCUGCUACAUCUUCUUCCUCAUCUCCACUGGGCUGCCCAUCAACCUCCUCACCCUCCUUGUGACCUUCAAACAUAAGAAGCUACGACAGCCGCUCAACUAUAUCCUGGUUAACCUGGCGGUAGCAGACCUCUUCAUGGCCUGCUUUGGCUUCACGGUCACCUUCUACACAGCCUGGAAUGGCUACUUCAUAUUUGGUCCCAUCGGCUGUGCCAUUGAGGGCUUCUUUGCAACACUGGGAGGUCAGGUUGCUCUCUGGUCUCUGGUUGUUCUAGCCAUAGAGCGCUAUAUUGUGGUCUGUAAACCAAUGGGAAACUUCCGCUUCUCUUCCUCCCAUGCCUUGAUGGGCAUUGCUUUUACUUGGGUUAUGUCCCUAUCCUGUGCAUGUCCACCCCUUUUUGGUUGGUCCAGAUAUAUACCUGAGGGGAUGCAGUGUUCCUGUGGCCCAGACUACUACACCCUCAACCCCGAUUACCACAAUGAGUCCUACGUUGUCUAUAUGUUUGUCAUCCACUUCGUUAUCCCCGUGGUGGUCAUCUUCUUUUCCUAUGGGCGGCUCAUAUGCAAAGUCCGAGAGGCAGCUGCUCAGCAGCAAGAGUCUGCAAGCACCCAGAAGGCAGAGAAAGAAGUUACCCGCAUGGUGAUCUUGAUGGUGCUAGGGUUUAUGCUUGCCUGGACCCCCUAUGCCGUGGUGGCAUUCUGGAUCUUCACCAACAAAGGGGCAGAUUUUUCUGCUACGCUCAUGUCAGUGCCUGCCUUCUUCUCAAAGAGCUCUUCCCUCUACAAUCCCAUCAUCUAUGUCCUCAUGAACAAACAGUUCCGUAAUUGCAUGAUCACCACAAUCUGCUGCGGCAAGAACCCUUUUGGGGACGAUGAUGUCUCAUCAACUGUAUCCCAAAGCAAAACCGAGGUAUCCUCUGUCUCCUCCAGCCAAGUGUCACCUGCAUAGGCUAUGAACAGUUUGACCUUUGGUGACCUGCCACACUUUGGGACCAGGAAAUGGAAAUGGGCUCACUCAACUGAGCUCUGGUUUAUGAGUUCCUCUCAACCAAUUUUUCUUUUAUGCACAAAUGUUGUAUGCCACACACAUACAGGAGUGUACAGUCUAGCAUAACCCUUUUGAUGGUAUCUACUUGUAAUCUAUGUAAUUCCCUCUCUGCAAUAGUUGUGUGCAUCCUAUAACCAUUUGUGCAAGCAUUCCUCUGGGCAAAUACCUGCCAAUGACACCUGGGAUAGCUCAGUCGGUACAGCAUGAGAC